UUUUGGAAAAUCAAUCUCCCAAUUUCGGGCUUUUCAGCUAAACGAUCCCUAAUUUGCUAAACCGAAAGGAUCAAAGCAACCAUUUCUGAAUAACAUGUCCCUCACUCCAUUACACGCUACAAACUAGAAAGCCAGGAGGCUUUUCUCCUUUUUCAAGCCUUCUAUAACAUGCUUCAAUGGCGGUAAUCAAAUUGAGUUGGAGAAGAAGGUACCAAAACAAAGUCCCAAAUGAAUGGCAACGAUGUCCAUUCGUGAACUCCUUCGUUUUCGAUCCACCAUCUUCAUUAAACCCAACCGGUUUCACUUGCCGUUUUAUUCAACUGAGUCCAAAGCGCUCACUUCGAUCCUCGAUUCGUGUCGUGAUAUAAAGGAACUGUUUCAAAUCCAAGCUCGAUUGAUAACUUCGGGUCUCUUCCAAAACCCAUUUUGGGUCGACAGGGUUUUGAUCCAUUCUUCCAAGUUCAGCAACAUUGAUUACACCGUUUCGAUUCUACGAUGCAUUGAAAAUCCCGGUACUUUCCGUGUUAAUUCAGUUAUCAGAGCUUACUGUUUUAGUUCUUUACACCAUCAAGCUGUGGUUUUUUACUUUAAAAUGCGAGAUAAUGGGUGGUUUGUUCCUAAUAGCUAUACUUUUGUGCCACUUUUAAGCUCUUGUUCGAAAUUGGGUUGCUCUAAAUCUGCAAGGAAGUGUCACGGCCAAGCAAUUAAAUUUGGGGUAGUCAAUAGAUUGCCAAUACAGAACUCUUUGAUUCAUAUGUAUGGUUGUUGUGGGGUUUUUGAGUUUGCCAUCAAUGUGUUAAUUGAAAUGUCUCAAAGAGAUAUUGCCUCAUGGAACUCUUUUAUUAAUGUGUGUGUCAAAGUUUGGAAUUUGGGUUUGGCUCACCAACUGUUCGAUAAAAUGCCUAAGAAGAAUGUGGUUUCUUGGAAUAUUAUGAUUAAAGGGUAUUUAAAAGCUGGGAAUCCGGGUUGUGCAUUGAAGUUGUUUAGGCAAAUGGUGAAAACGGGAUUAAUGGGGAACGAGAAGACUGUGGCUAGUGUACUUAGUGCUUGUUCCAAGUCAGCUAGAUUAAAGGAAGGAAGAUCAGUUCAUGGAUUUUUAAUCAAGAACGGCAUGAAGUCUAAUAUAAUAAUAGAUACAGCUUUGGUUAAUUUGUAUUGUAACUGCCAGAAAGUAGGAUUAGCUCGUAGGAUGUUCGACAAGAUCAGAAAUAGGAACCGAGUUUGUUGGAAUGCAAUGAUUUUAGGGCAUUGCAUUCAUGGAAAUCCCAUAGAUGGACUAAAAUUGUUCACUGAUAUGGUGGAAGAAACGAUCAUUUCUCCUGACGAAAUCACUUUCGUCGGCGUUCUAUGUGCUUGUGCUCGUGCAGGAUCGGUACCAGAUGGCAGAAACUAUUUCCACCAAAUGAUCAACAAAUUCGGUAUAAAACCGAACUUUGCUCAUCAUUGGUGCAUGGCGAAUCUUUACGUUGGCGUUCAACUUUUCCAAGAGGCGGAAGACAUCCUAAGGCAAAUGCCGGAUAGUGCCGAGGACAUAUCAUCUGAUUCGGUUCUUUGGGCUAACUUGCUCAGCUCAUGUCGGUUUAGGGAGGGCGUAACUGUUGGGGAAAGAAUAGCAACAUCGUUGAUUGCAAAAGAGCCUAAAAACUUCACAUAUUAUCAGUUAUUGUUGAAUGUGUAUGCUGUGGCAGGUCAAUGGGAGGAUGUUGCUAAAAUGAAACAGAUAAUGAAGGAAAAAGGGAUUGAAAGAGUUGCAGGGUGUAAUCUUUUAGAUUUAAAGAACAUUGUUCAUAAUUUAAAAGUGAGUGAACAAUGGAGGGAGGGUAUGGAUCAAAGGGAUGUCAAGCUUGCUGAAAGCUAGUUUUACACUAUUGAUUGAGAAUAUGAAUCAAUGUUUUUGAUGGGGGAUUUUGUGUAAA
Messenger RNA from Gossypium raimondii (Peruvian cotton), 1916 nucleotides. RefSeq names its product pentatricopeptide repeat-containing protein At3g51320. Gene Ontology annotation, molecular function: protein binding; RNA binding. NCBI's taxonomy places the organism in Eukaryota, Viridiplantae, Streptophyta, Magnoliopsida, Malvales, Malvaceae. Gene Ontology annotation, biological process: RNA modification. The transcript has a single exon. The record is from RefSeq and is a predicted model, not a curated record. The coding region runs from base 233 to 1858 and encodes 541 amino acids.